GUUAAACCGGUAUUAACUCAUCAGAAGAGCACAAAGGCAGUUAAACAGCUGCAGAGACAAGACCUUUACUGUUGAAUGAAUUAACUGGAGCAAGAGUGAAUCAUCUGUCAUGUCUGAAGAAACCAAAAUUGUGGUGGUUGGUGCAGGAUUUUCAGGUUUGGCUGCAGCAGCCACUUUGAUCAAGGCUGGAUUUCAGAAUGUCAAGAUCCUUGAAGCUAAAGAGCGGGUUGGAGGAAGAGUUUGCACUACUAAACCAUUUACAGAAAACAUUAUUGAACUUGGUGCAAACUGGAUCCAUGGACAGAAGGGAAAUGACCUUUACAAACUAGCAAAAGAACAUGAUCUACUAGCUGAAAAAGCUUUGAAAGACAGUUCUGAGAGUUCUCAAGACUACUUUUUUAAAGAGGGUGGAAAACACUUGCCAGAUGAACUUGCUGAUGGGGUCACCUCUCUGUUUGAAAAGCUCACCUCCAAGGCAUUCGACAGAGAGUUGCCGGAAAGUUACCAAGACCUUACUUUGGGAGAUUACCUUGAUGUGUCCUUUGCUGAAUCAUCUUUAGCUGAUGAAGAAGAUGGAUCAAGAAUUUUUGAAUGGUGUAAAAGAAAUGAAUGCACAGAUGAGGCUGUAUCUUCUCUGUAUGAAGUGUCUGCAUCUCAGGAAAGUGAAUAUAUCGCACGGGGUGGGGAGUUUUUUAAUAGCCUAGGUCCGAGGGGUUAUCAAGCAAUUUUAGAUCUUCUUCUGAAUGAUCUACCUUCAGGAACUAUUCUGAACAACACAGCAGUGAAAAGCAUCCAGUGGGACAAGGACGAAGAAGAGGACCAUGCUGUCCAAGUGAUCUGUGAAAAUGAUCAAAUCUUUGAAGCUGAUCAUGUGAUUGUGACUGUAUCUCUGGGGGUUUUAAAAGAACACGCCAGAACCAUGUUUGAACCUGCCUUACCAAAAUCAAAGCUUGAUGCUAUUGACAAGCUUGGCUUUGGCACCGUGGACAAAAUCUUCCUGUGUUUCAGUGAAAGAUUUUGGCCAGAAGACUGUGCAGGAAUCCAACUUACAUGGGAUGAGGGACCUGAAGAUAAGGCAGUUUAUAGCAGUGAAGACGAAGAGGAUGCCUGGAAGGAGACAUGGUUUAAAAAGAUUUCUGGCUUUGACGCUGUUGCCCGUCACCCUAAAGUACUCUGCGGCUGGAUCACAGGCAGAGAGGCUCUUCAUAUGGAGACACUGGAGGACAGUGAGGUUGGAGACACCUGUGUAAGAUUGCUCAGGUCCUUCACUGGCUGGUCUGUGCCUGAUGUGUCCCAAGUUCUGAUCACAAAUUGGGGUCAUGACCCACAUGUACAAGGCUCCUAUACAUUUGUUCCUCACCACGUGAAUGGGGUGAAAGAGUCUGAGGCACUGGCAGCACCUCUUCCUUCUUGCAGUCAAGAAAGCAAGCCUCUGCAGGUGCUGUUUGCAGGUGAAGCCACUCAUGUGAACUUCUACACCACCACCCAUGGAGCCUAUCUGUCCGGGCUCAGAGAAGCAGAAAGACUCAUUAACCAUUACUCUGAUUAAACACUCUGUUCAUUGGACCAACGCUGAUGUAGUGUUUUCCUACCUGGUGAAAAGAUAUGAGUAAAUAUUAAGUUAACUGAGUUAUAUUUCAACCACUUUCUAUGGGUCUAUGGUUUUCUAUCUGUUUAGACAAAUCUGUUACUUUAGAGUUAUCUCCUCUAUGGAUGAACCUGUAAACCCUAUUUCAUACUACAUGUAAUUUAUAGCUAUUUGAUUGACUUUAUUGAUGGUGUGAAUGAACAUAAAGUUGCAAUGAGCAUGCUUGAAAGAAAAAAAAAACAAUAAACUGCAAU
Messenger RNA from Hemibagrus wyckioides, 1842 nucleotides. RefSeq names its product spermine oxidase-like. Gene Ontology annotation, molecular function: polyamine oxidase activity. The coding region runs from base 110 to 1549 and encodes 479 amino acids. The record is from RefSeq and is a predicted model, not a curated record. The transcript is spliced from 4 exons. Lineage: Eukaryota; Metazoa; Chordata; Actinopteri; Siluriformes; Bagridae.